AACCUAUCCUAAACUUAAUUUCUAACGAUAACAUAUGGCUAACCACCAACACCAACAAACACAUGCCCAAAAUACCUUAAAAAAAACACAGGUUGUAGUAGUUAUGGUGCCUCUCCCUGCACAAGGCCACCUCAACCAACUACUACAACUCUCCAGGCUAAUAUCAUCCUACAACAUUCCGGUCCACUUCGUCGGCACCACCACCCACAACCGCCAGGCCAAGCUCCGCGCUCAUGGAUGCGACCCACAAGCAGCGGCAGCUGCCACUUCCAGUAUCCAUUUUCAUGACUUUGAAAUCCCUACCUUUUCAUGUCCUUCUGCAAACCCAAAUGCAAAAAACAAAUUCCCUUCUCACCUGCUUCCGGCUUUCUACGCCUCUGUAUCUAAUCUCCGAGAACCGGUGUCUUUUCUUCUCCGCUCGCUUUCUUGCGAAGCAAGAAAGAUUAUUGUUAUUCAUGAUUCUUUAAUGGGGUCAGUAGUUCAAGAAGUUCGGUUCAUUUCCAAUGCAGAAUCUUACACUUUCCACAGUGUAUCUGCUUUUACUCUCUGCUUGUUUCUUUCGGAGAAAAUGGGGAGAAAUAUAAAGCUAAAUGAAACGAUCCCAGAAGAACUUCCUUCCCUUGAAGGUUGUUUUACCAAUGAGUUCUUGGAUUUCACCGCCUCCCAGUAUGAUUACCAUAAGUUCAAUUCAGGUUGUAUUUACAACACUAGCAGAUUAAUAGAAGGUGCUUACAUAGACUUAAUUGAAAACGAAGUGAAAGAAUCAAUGCAGAAGAACAUCAAGAAGCACUGGGCAUUAGGGCCUUUUAAUCCGUUAACCAUACCGGACAAAGAACGUUUACAAGAACAGCACUUUUGCUUAAAAUGGCUAGACAAACACGAAAGAAACUCGGUUAUUUAUGUGUCGUUUGGUACUACGACGACUCUGAAUAAUGAACAGAUCAAGCAAUUAGCCAUUGGUUUAAAGCGAAGCAAUGAAAAAUUCAUCUGGGUACUAAGAGAUGCUGAUAAAGGAGAUGUUUUUAAUAAAGACAGUGAGAGAAAGGCUGAACUACCAAAAGGGUAUGAAGAUUCAAUACAAGGGAUGGGAAUAGUUGUAAGAGACUGGGUGCCCCAACUGGAGAUUUUAGCCCACCAAGCAAUAGGAGGUUUUAUGAGUCAUUGUGGUUGGAAUUCUUGCAUGGAGAGUAUUACUAUGGGAGUGCCAAUAGCAGCUUGGCCAAUGCAUUCAGAUCAACCAAGAAAUGCAGUUUUAAUAACUGAUGUUCUGAAGAUCGGGGUUAUUGUUAGGGAUUGGAGUCGUAGAGAUGAGAUUGUGACCUCGAAAAUGGUUGAAACUUGUGUUAAGAGCUUAAUGGCUUCAGAUGAAGGAGAUGGAAUGAGAAAAAGAGCUGCAGAAUUCGGUGACUCGUUGAAACGGUCGAUGGGUGAAGGUGGAGUUUCUCGCAUGGAAAUAGACUCUUUUAUUGCUUAUAUUUCUAGUUAAAUUUUAAGUUUGGUUAUAUUAUCUGUGUUAUGUGUUUUCUAUUUGGUCGUCUUUUUAAAGCAAGCCUCCAACUCCAAUGAGAUUGGAAUUUGAAGAUUAUUGCAAGUUUGAAUGGUUACUGUAAAUGUAUUUUUAUGUCUAUCAUCUGUGGGGCGGACUCAUAUACCGAUUUUAGGUAAGUCCAAUCCUCUACAAUUAACUAGGAAGAUAUUUUUUUCAAUUGACUUUGAUUGGGUAUUUGAUCAGUUUGCAUUUAGGGUUUUUAAAAUAAUUAGGAAAAUAUGAAUGUUUCCUUUUUGUUAGUUUUAUGGACAGAAGGCAUAGAACCAAAAAUUUAGUUGAAAGAAGUGAAAAUUCAUCUCA
This is a messenger RNA of Jatropha curcas, 1849 nucleotides long. The record is from RefSeq and is a predicted model, not a curated record. NCBI's taxonomy places the organism in Eukaryota, Viridiplantae, Streptophyta, Magnoliopsida, Malpighiales, Euphorbiaceae.